Melopsittacus undulatus (budgerigar) is the source of this 4138-nucleotide messenger RNA. RefSeq names its product RecQ like helicase 4 (gene RECQL4). Gene Ontology annotation, cellular component: cytoplasm; nucleus; chromosome. Gene Ontology annotation, biological process: DNA replication; telomere maintenance; double-strand break repair via homologous recombination. The transcript is spliced from 24 exons. Gene Ontology annotation, molecular function: nucleic acid binding; 3'-5' DNA helicase activity; ATP binding. The coding region runs from base 345 to 4100 and encodes 1251 amino acids. The record is from RefSeq and is a predicted model, not a curated record. NCBI's taxonomy places the organism in Eukaryota, Metazoa, Chordata, Aves, Psittaciformes, Psittaculidae.
UGGUGCGGGCCGGGGGCGCUCCGGGUCUACCCCGGUUCGGACCGGGGGCUCCGGGGGGCCACGUCUACCCCGGUGUGGGUCUGGGGGCUCCGGGAUUCCGGGCGGCCAGGUCUACCCCGGUGCGGGCCGGGGGCUCCGGGGGGCCAGGUCUACCCCGGUGUGGGCCUGGGGCUCCGGGCGGCCAGGUCUACCCUGGUUCGGUCCGGAGGCUCCAGGCUACCCCGGUGUAGGUCGGAGGGCUCCGGAGGGCUCCGGGCGGCCACGUCUACCCCGCUGCGGGCCGGGGGCCCUCCGGGAGGUCAGGUCUACCCCGGUUCGGGCCGCAUCCUGCCCGGUGCGGAGCCAUGGAGCGGCUGCGGGAGGUGAGGGCAGCGCUCAAGAGGUGGGAGAAGGAGUUCGAGAGGGAGCAGAGCCGGAAACCGGGACAGGCCGACAUCCAAGCAGCUCCAGAGGAAACCAGGAGGCUUUACCGGGAAUACCGGAGCCUGAAGCAGCAGACGAUGGGAUCGGAUCCUUCCCAACCCGAGCCCUCCAACCAAUCAGCAUCCCAGGAGCAGGUGCCGGAUUCCGGCUCUUGGGGAUCCCACCUGAACCGGCAGCCCAAGACCCCACAGCUGAGCCCAUCCGUGCCCAGGACCUCAGUGCAAUCCUAUGGGAUGAAGCUGAAAUCCAAGCUGGGAGCCGCUGGGAAGGAGACCCCCUUGACCCCCCGGAGAAUCCCAGCUCCCGGGAAGAGCCCCCUUAUUCCCAAGCUCUGGAAAAGCCGCGAUGCGACCACAUUCCCGACUCCAACAGAGCAUUCCCAAUGGGAAGAAGCCAAAGGAGAAGAUCUCCUCCUCCCUGCUUCAGUGUCAGGGCUGGCUCCCGUUAUCCUGGCUGCAGGCUUGAAGCCAUCCCGAGCUUCCCAAGCUUCCCAAGGCAGGAAUAGAUCCCGGGCGCUGCAGGAAACACUGGGCUCCCUGGAUCCCGCCUGGAUCCGCAGAUGCCAAGGAGCAUCCAUAGAGGAUGGGAUGGAGCCGGGAAUGCCGCAGGAGGAAGGAGGUGGGGGGGAAUCCAGGGCGGAUUCCAAGAGGAAAAGGCCACGAGGAGAUGGGGAAUGGGAGGAUCCGGAAAAGCUCCAAGGAGAGGGAGAGGAAGAGGAUGGGAAGAGGAGGAAGAGGAAGAAGAGGAGCAAAGAGGAAGGGAAGGAAGAGCCCAAGGAGCUCCGGAAAGCGAUGGAGCCCUUGGAAAACCUCUUGGGAGAGGUGGAAGAGGAGGAGGAGAAGCCCAGAUCCAGGCGGAAAGUCCUCCCUGCCAGAGCAAUUCCCAAAAGGAAAGGGAAUUUUGUCCGGCUCAACCUUCGGAGCCGAUCCCAUGUCCGAAGCUUUGUCCUGCGUGGGAAUCGCCUCCGCAAGCAGAUGUGGAAGCAGAAGUGGCAGAAGAAAUCGGGAUGGUUUGGAGGAGGUGGAUCCAUGCGGAAUUCCGACGUCUGCUUCCGUUGCGGUGGGACAGGACACUGGGCAUCGGAGUGCCGAGGAGCUUCCAGGGAAGCAGAGCAGAGGGAUCCUGCUCCCAAGGAAGAGGAGGAGGAAGAGGAGGAAGCUCCAUUGCCCACCCUGGAGGAGGUCGCUCGCCGGACCAACAGCUUCUGCCCGGAGCUCUCCGGCAGCCACAUGGCCGGAUCCAAUGGGAUUUGGGAAGCAAGCACAUCCCGGGAUGCUUGGAAGCCAGUGUACGAGGCUCCGGCUGCACCGGCCCCUAUGGAGCCUCUCUACAGCCUCAGAGCGGAUGGGAAGGUGCAAGAGACCCCAAAGGAAGUGAUGGAUGCUCUGAAGGCUUUUGGAUACAGCUCCUUCCGUCCCGGCCAGGAGGUGGCCAUCAUGAGGAUCCUCUCUGGUCUUUCCACCUUGGUGGUGUUAUCCACAGGGAUGGGGAAGUCCCUUUGCUACCAGCUCCCUGCUUACCUCUACCACCAGCGCUCCAAGUGCAUCACCUUGGUCAUCUCCCCACUGGUGUCCCUUAUGGAUGAUCAGAUCUCGGGACUUCCACGCUGCCUAAAAGCCGUCUGCAUCCACUCCAACAUGCCCAAAUCCCAACGGGAAGCAGUGAUGGAGAAGGUACUACAGGGCAAGGUGCACAUCCUGCUGCUAUCCCCGGAAGCUGUGGUGGGAGGAAGCGGAUCCGGAGGGGGAUUCCUGCCCUCUGCCGACCGCCUGCCCCCGGUGGCCUUCGUCUGCAUCGAUGAAGCCCAUUGCUUAUCCCAAUGGUCCCACAACUUCCGUCCCUGCUACCUGCGGCUCUGCAAGGUUCUCCGGGAUCGCCUGGGAAUCCGCUGUUUCCUAGGGCUGACGGCCACGGCCACCUUGGCCACGGCACGGGAUGUGCUCCAGCAUCUGGGAAUACCGGCGGAGGAAGGGAUAACAGUGCAUUCGGCUGCUGUGCCAUCGAACCUGCUGCUCUCCGUCUCCAUGGACAGGGAUAGGGAUGAGGCCCUGAUCUCCUUGCUCCAAGGGGAACGUUUUGGCUCCCUGGAUUCCAUCAUUGUCUAUUGCACGCGGCGCGAGGAGACGACGCGCAUCGCGGCCCUCAUCCGGACCUGCCUCCAAGGAAUUCCGCUCCGGGAAAAGCCCGGAGCUCGGGAUCACCAGCAGGAGCCUGUCCAAGGCAGGAAAGCCAAGGCCAAGAGGAGCAUCCAUGACCGCUUCCCAAUGGCAUUGGCCGAUUCCUACCACGCCGGCCUCUCCGGUGCCGAGCGCCGGCGCGUCCAGAGCGGCUUCAUGAGCGGCCGCAUCCGGGUGGUGGUGGCCACGGUGGCCUUUGGAAUGGGGCUGGAUAAGGCGGACGUGCAGGGAGUGAUCCAUUACAACAUGCCCAAGAGCUUGGAAUGCUACGUGCAGGAGAUCGGACGUGCCGGCCGGGAUGGAGCUGCUGCACAUUGUCACCUCUUCCUGGAUCCUGAGGGUGGGGACCUCCCUGAGCUUCGCCGUCACAUCUAUGGGGACUCUGUGGACUUCCUGGCCAUCAAGAGGUUGGUGCUGGAGGCCUUCGGGCCCUGCAAGUGCCGGGAGCUGCACCGGAAUCACCGGGAGGUCACCAAGGCAGAUGAGCUGGAAGAUGCCGAGCUCCUGCAGGAAGCAGUGGGAGAGGAGGAGCUGGGGUCCGAACUGAGCAGACCCCGGAUUUGCCACAUGCACGAGCGAGCCAUCCCCAUCCAUCCAACCGUGGAGGCCCUGGACCUGCGGGAGGAAGCUAUCGAGACCCUGCUGUGCUACCUGGAGCUGCACCCGCGGCGCUGGUUGGAGCUGCUGCCUCCCACAUACUCCCUGUGCCGGCUCCGGUGCUAUGGAGGAGCCCGGCAGCUCCGGGAUGUGGCACGGAGCUCCCCUCCCGUCGCCGUGGUCCUGGCUCGGGAGCGCCUGGCAGGCAGGGAUCCCGUUCCCGGCAGCUCCAUAGAGUUCAAUGUGGUCUCCUUGAGCGACUCCAUGGGCUGGGAGGUGCCGCUGGUGAAACGAGCCCUGCGCCAGCUCCAGUGGGACCAGCGCCUGCGGACAGACAGACGCAGGGAUGGGAACAGUGGGGUCCUGGUGGAGUUCGGGGACUUCUCCUUCCACUUCCGAGCCUAUGGUGACCUCAGUGGCCAGGAGCUGGACUCGGUCUGUGACUUCCUCCACCAGAGAGCAGUGGCCCAGGAGAGGGCAGCCCUGGGGCAGCUCCGAGCCUGCUUCAGGGCAUUCCGGAGCGUUGCCUUCCAGACCCACGGCCCUCACGCUGCGGAUGAGGAAGAGGAGAGGAGCUCCCGGCUGAAGGCUCUGCUCAGUGACUACUUUGGCAAGGAGCGCGUUGAGCCUGGCUCCGAGGAGGAGGAGGAUGAAGGUCUCCAUGGAGCCAACCUGCGGGAUUGGGAGAGCCGGAUCCGCGCCGACAUCCGGCACUUCCUGGACAUCCGCAAGGAUGAGAAGUUCACCGGCAGAGCCGUGGCCAGGAUCUUCCAUGGCAUCGGAAGUCCGUGUUUCCCUGCCCAGGUCUAUGGGCGCGAUCGGCGCUUCUGGAGGACCUAUCUCCAUGUGGAUUUCCAUCAGCUCAUCCGCAUGGCCACCGAGGAGAUCCUGGCCACCAGGUGAUGGAUCCUGGCUACCAGAUCACCGGAUACUGGGAAUGA